GACUUGACAAAUCAUAUGAUCACAAUGUCAUCAAAUGUCCACCUCGCAAGUAUUUUUAUCGCGCAUAAUUAAUUUUUUAAUCUUAUUUCUUUUUUAAAUCAAUCGUAAUAAUUAUGUUUUGUAUAGUUAUCUAAAAGCUGUGUAUCAUGUAUAAAUUUUUAGCGUUCAGAUGUUUCUUGAAGUUCUAUCGUGUGGUGGAAGGCUUUAUUUAGGUUAGGCACACGACUUUGUUUUUGUGGGGUUCAGGUAAAAAAUAAAUAAAUGAUUGAAAUAAUAAUUUAAAGCUAAUUUAAUUCAUGUAUCAAAAUGAGUUGGUUGAAAAAUAGCAGUAUCGGAGCAAGUCUAGGAAAAUUGAGAUCAUCGAAUCUGCCAACCAACGAGUGUGAUCCUUCAGCUUGUUACAACAGUUUCAAAAAACAUUGGCAACAAAUUCAUGAAAUUAUUGAAAAAACAAAAGCGGUUGGAAACAUUUUGAAGACUGACGAUGAUUUUCUGAGCGUUGUCAACAAUUUGAAGAAGCUCGUAACCUUUCUGUCGAUGGAAUUGCGGUCUAGUCACGUGAACAAGCCAUGUCUCGAUUAUUUGCUCAGUCAGAAUUUGCUCGAUCAGUUGUACACAUGGAGUGAAAGUACUGGAAGGUACGGCGACACACUGAAGAUGCAGCAGAUGCAGCUGUACGAGGGCCUGGUUGAGCACUCGGGCGCCCAGCUGCUGAUCCACGAGCCCUUCCAUCGGCCACUGCUCAAGCUGCUCACUACCUGUGCCAGCUGCCAGCUGUUCACUGUCGAAGUCCAGAAGUGUCUGGUCGUCCUGCUCAAUCAGCUGUGCGUCUCCAUCUACUGCCACAACGAGCUGCUCGAUCUGUUCUUCUUUGUCGGCGAUCCCAGUCGAUUUAUAAUAUUCUCGCUGCUACUGCCGUUCGUGCAUAGGGAAGGUGCCAUUGGUCAGCAGGCCAGAGACGCUCUGCUGCUGUGUGUCGGCCUCUCCAGUAGGAACAACGAUGUUGCCGAAUUCAUCUGUCGUGAUUCGAAUUUCUGUCAGGACCUGGCAGCCGUGCUAUGUUGCCUGUACUCGGGCCUGCCGCGGAAGCUGAACGAUAUCGAGGUGGCAGACUGGCAUCGCUUCACGCCUGAUGACAUCACCGAAAUGCCAGAGCUCGAACACUUCCUCAAUGUGCUCGAAUUCUGCAACGCCGUCGUCCAAGUGGCUCAUCCCAUCGUCUGCGAGAAACUCAUUCAUCUGUUGCAUGGAGCGUUUCUCUGUCGAGUCAUGGGUCCCGCUUUGUUGCAGGAAAAUGAGGGGGUUUCUUUACAAGGUUAUGGUUAUUCUGCACCACUACAAUUGUUGAAGUCUUUUUAUAAUUCAUUGGUUGGAAAUGAAGAGAGUACUGAGGAAGAAUUAGCUACUGCUACCGCUUAUUUCGAUUUGUUUCUGCGUAGUCUAUCAGAGCCGGGUCUUUUGAACUCAUUCAUCAAAUUUCUGUUGAAAGAUACCUACGAGGACCAACGAAUCAUCGACUGUGUUGUCAUGCGGAUCAAGUCCAAAACAAGGCUGUGCGUGGUGACGCUGUCGCUGCUGGAGACACUGGUGGAGUUGAACUGCGAGGAUGUGAUGCUGGAGCUGGUGUUGCGUCACCUGGUGCCCUGCACACAUGUCAUGUUGUCGCAGCGACCCAGGGUGGCGCAUGUCGACCCCUACUGUCGCAGUGCUGAAAAGUUCUUGUCGCUCGCGCCUGCCAUACCCAGACAUGAACCGGUUGAUGGUAGCUUGUACGGAAACUAUCAAGCGUAUCUAUUCGAUGCCAGAAAUAAAAUAAACAAUUGUGCCAUGGCCACCUCUUGCUGGACUUAUCAGUAUGACGGAGAAAAUCCACCAUUCACUGGUAUGCCGAGGCCUGAAGACGGCAACACAAAUCAAAAACUGAGCGCCGAAUCGGAAUCAGCUGAUCACAGCCUACCGUCAGCUGACGAUGGCAGUUCCGGCUACGAGAGUUUCGCGCUCAAAGAUGGCGGACGAGACUGCGAGAGUGGAGGGGAGUGUGAGUCGCCCUGUGCCAGUCGAAACCGCAGCCGGGAGAGGGGAGGCAAUUUAGACAAUAAUUUCCCUAGUGAUAACAGUUCAUCUGUGAGCAAUAACGGACCAGUUACUAGUGACGUGAAAUCGGCGCGUGACAGUGAUCUAACAUCCAAUAAUGAAACUGUCAACAGUGAGGUUACAUCAUCUGUGAAAAAUAACGGUUCAGUUACUAAUGAUAACAGUGAUUUAACAUCGAAGAAUACUGUUACAAGUAGUAACAACGUGAAGAAUAAUAAUGGAACUGUUGUAACAAGUGAGGUGACGUCUGUGAAAAAUAACGGAACAGUUAGUACUAGCAGUGAUGUUGGUAACAGUGUAAAAAGUAACAAUAGGACUGAAUUGAACGAUACCUGCAAUAAUGUUAACAGUGAGACUAGUGGUAAUAGUAACGAUAAUAUUGUAAAUAGUUCUACAGCGAGUACGAGUGAUAUCAAUAGAAAUUAUCAGAACCAGAGUAGCGGCGGUCAACGAUCUGCUGCUACGUCAUCCAGUGCAAUUCCGUUCCGAAGAACACCCUCCGUCUAUAUGAACAUUUUCAGUUCUACGCCUAGCAUAGGUCCGUUUUUAGAUUUGUUAUUUUCAAAAUUGGACGACAUGCUGUCACAUGACCUGUACACGAAUCUUCGGCUGACAGGCCUCGUCUCUCGGUUGGCCAUCUAUCCUCAGCCGCUCAUCCACUCUUUCCUGCUCGACCACUCUCUCGUCUUUCAACCCAGUAUACGGUCUCUAUUUCAGGUGUUGGGUUCAUUGAAAAGCAAAAUCGAAGAUAAGUUGGUGCGAGAGCCGAAUGUGAAUGUGUACAUAGCCGAUGCACAGAAAUUUCUGCUGGAAAGGGAGGAGAGGCUGGUGAACACACGCAAGCACGCCAUUGAGGCGCCGCUCAGUCUGCCGCCAAGCUCAAAUAGGAUAUCUGAUGCUUUCGAGAGAGGUGAUAGUAAGAGAAGAAGUCUAUCGUUAGCAUUGAGUUCAGUAUUUAAACGUCAAUUUCAACCUCCCAACAAGGAAACUGUGAAUAAUUUUGGAAUUGCGAGGUUUACUAAGGAAAGACAGAAGGAAACAGAAAUCAGAAAUGUGGUGAUGUGCGCUGUGGUUUUGGACGAAUGGCUCAAAGAACUAGCAGCCAUUACGCAAGAGCAUACUAUAUACAGGACAUCGUUAUAGCAGAUGGAUAUUUUCCUGAUGCCUUUUCUCUAGUAUUAGCCCUUCAGCUAGAAAACUCCCUCCAGACUGGAAAACAACAAGUGUUUUCCACAACUUUAUGCAUCAUGAAGAAAACCAUCAAACUCGAAUUUAUCAAAUGUUGUGAAAACAAUAAUACAGUUCUGCCAGAUUAAAGCUUUAUAAGAUUUCUAGCCAAAAUUUUAGUUACUAUUAGUGUUAGAUGUUGAAUUGCUACUAAUUUCAGCUGGUUUGUAUCUACCAUAAGGCAUAGCCUAAUGUUGUGUCUUUCAAUAGUUGUAGUGUGUUGAAAUUGUCCACCUUGAAUGAAGGUGUCCAUUGUUGAAAUGUAUUUUAAUUGUUGGCUUUAAUUCUUGACAGUGGUUGAGUAUUUCUUCAUGAAUUUAUCAUUCUGCGGUAUUGGAGAUCUAAUAGUUUGUUAUAGAAAUACUUUUGGUAUUUUUUAUUCUUGUAAGAUCAAAGUAUUUUUAAUGUUUAAUUAGAUUUUCUUUUCCCCAUUAAACUGGAAAAGAUGCCUAGUUACUUUGAUGAUAUCCCUCUUUUUAUAAGUAGAAAAAAGAAUGGCUAGAAAUAUGGUCUACUUAGUAAUGCUAAUAGUAAAAUACUCAUGUUUUUUUCAUUGAGGAGUCUCAUCACUUAUUUUUUCCAUCUCUGCAAGUUAGAAUUUGGAAAUACGUAAUGUAUUUCCACUUGGCAUACAAGCAGCACUAGUCUUGCUUCUAUUAUUUGAACCAAAUUUAAACUUUUCAUCUCCAGAAAUUAUAGAUUUUUGAAUGGAAUGAAUUAUAUUAUGUCAAACGAUAAAUAAUGCAGUUUUAACAACGAAAAAAUUAGUAGGGUUUGUAAUGGCUCGAAAAAUGAAUAAAGUUUUAAAGCUGGGUCUCCAAGCUUGAAAUGUAACCACUGCUGUAAGUUAUUAUAUCGUAAUCGAAUUCAUGGAGAGAUACUUCAACACUGCAGCUUCUCUUUAUUCUGUCCUAAUAACGAUGCUACCUAUCAAUUAUUGUAUUAUUCUAUUAUUUCUAUCUCAUAGAUAAUUUUGCUUAGAAAUGGGUAUCCCCUAGAAUACCUAAUUAGAAAAAGAUUAUUUUUUAACCUUGGGAGAACGUACUCUCUUAAUACGUACUAUGUCCUAUUUUUCAUACCACUAAUUAGUUUUUAACUAUUUUGAUAUCCUUGAUUUUUUUAGUAUUUCUCAUUUUUUAUUUUCCUCAGUUUUACAAUUUGUGUGGGUAGUGUACGAUUGAGUUGUGCAAUUUUUGUUUGUGUUAGUCUACUUGAUACCUUUGAAAAGGUUUUGAUUGAAUUAAUAGAUUCGUUUCAGAAUUUAAAAUCUCAAUAAGAAUUCAAUAAUAUAUUCUCUGGAAGCAAACACACGAAUACAACUAACUAUUAAAAAUUAGUUAUUUUUAGUACGAAGUCAUCUAUUGAACCAUCAAAUAAUUAUUACAUGCAGAAAUUUCAUUAUAAUUCUAGAGUGUGAAUUUUUAUAAUUGAACAGUUAUAGAGCCAACCUUUCAUUCUGUUCAGAGCAGGCCAUUCAUUAUCCGAUUUGUUGUCCAGUUCGUAGUCCUACAUUUAAUUAUGAUUUUACGUCGGACCGUAAAUGAGGUUGUUGGGUCAACUAGAGGUUCAACACGAAGGUCCGACAUCCAACUAGACUUUGUUUUCUAUUGACUAGACUGAAGUUGGUGAACAAGUAGGAGUGUGAGUGGUAAAAGAUCCGACUAGUAUUUCCACUAGUGGUCAUUGUUGGAGCUCUAGACACUAGUUACAUAGUGAAUGGGCUAUUAUUUUGCGGUAAACUUAUAAUAUUAAGAAUGUUAGCUAAGAAAACUGGAAUAUCAUGUGCAAUCAUAGAGAUUAAAGGAAACACUUGGAGUCUUGAUUUCUGACUCCAUGAAUUUCAUUUAUUUACCAUUAAUACUUUUUAGCAAUUAAUUACAUGUGUGCCUAUUAUUUCUGUCUCUCUUUCAUUAGUGGUAGUUUUUAUUCAACAAUUUCUGUUUAAAUACAGUUUAAUAAUAACAAAAGUUUCAAAUACUAAACGAAAAUACAACUAGAUAGUUCAACGAAAAUCCGAUUUUUCUCUAGAAUUUCAAUGUUAUUAUAUUAACCCUUCAAUCAAUUUACUUUUUUCUUGAAUCAUUUAAAAACAAAAGAUAAAUAUCAACAUUGAAAUUUUAUAGAGGUCGAUUCAAUUAAUAAUGGUUGUUAUGGAUUUAUAUGUGAUAAAAACCUUUUUCAGGCAAACUAGAAUAUUAAAUUGUAUACCGCAAUUAAGCUUAUUUGAAUAUAAGGUUAUUGUAUAAAUUAUUUGAGCUAAAAGAAUUCUAGUUGUACUGAGCUAAAUUGUAAAUAUGGAUAAUUAAAAUAGCUUUAUAAUAGACUCCUUGAAAUGAAAAUAUACAAUUCUACAGUAUAGAAAUAGAUCUCUCCAGUAGUUUAGGAGUGUAAGAAAAGCCUUAAAUUUAUAAUAUUAUGGCUGUUAUUCAACUACUUAUUCAAUAACUUGAAACAAAAGUACAUUUCGAAAGCAAUAUAAUAUUAGAAUCAGUACAAUUUUGAAAUAAGAAAUCUUAAGCUUCUACUUCCCUCCAAUUAUAUCCAUGAAGUUAAAUUUUGAAAAGUACAAAUUGAUUGUUCCUAAAAAUAGUUUUGAAAAUUGUCUAUAUUGUAUAAAUUAAAUGUCAAUACUGUAUACUAAGUCUCAACGACAGUUCAUUACUAUUUGGUAGUGAAUGAUUAAGAGUUUUUUUAAACUUAUUGAACUUUUCUUAUUAAACUUAUUUCUCUUACUGCUUCAUUCUUAUUAGGAAAAGUAAAAAACUGUAAUUAUGUGCAACUUGAAUUUUGUAACCAUCACCUACUUUAUUGAGACAUUUAUUUUUCCAACGCAACUUUUUUCAAAAUACAGUGAAUUAGUACAGUAAAUCGUAUUCCAUCAUUUUCAACAUAUCAUAAACUGUACUUAGAAGUUGCUGGAAAAAUGUCUUGAUAAUCUGUAUUAUUUAUUUAUGAAAACAUGGAAGCAUACAGGAUUUCUCCCGAAAAUUGCUUCCAUAACAACAUAUUACAAUAAUUCAUUCACAUUAUAAGAGUACAAAAAAUUGAGAAUAUUAAAAAUAAAAUUGAAUUGCAGUAAAAAUUGAAUACUACUGUUGAGCUACACCACACCACAACAGAUGCAAUGAGUGGUGAAUUUAUGAUUCUUAUACAAAAGAAAAAAAGAUAUAUAUAUAAUACUGAAAAUAUAUAGAAUACAAAGUACAUCACUACAAGUAUAUCACUACAGCAAUAAAUUCAAGUAAAUGAUAAAAAACUAUAUAUAUACUGAAGUUAUUUGUAAAGUAGAUAUCAAAUCACAGAAUAUGAUAUGCAUACUCAACAUCAAUAUCGUUUCAAUAUCAAAGUAAUGACUCAGUAUUAUUGUAUUUUUAAAAAAGAGAUGAGACUUGAAAGAUGAAAGUCAAUGGAAAAUUGUCACUAUUAUUUCCAAGUACAUAAAUUCAUAUGAUUUUUAUGUCAUUUCAAUUACAAUAUAUUUUAAAUUAUAAUUUUUUAACCGUUUUCAAUAAUAAUUAUUAUCAAUUCGGAAAUGAGUUUUAAAAUUGAUCUACUAUUAGAUUCCAACUAAUUCCAUUCAUCAACAGACAAUAAUAAUUUAAUUCAAUCAUUUUAAAUGUUAUGUUGUUUAAUUUGAAAUUUGUUUCAUUUCUCAUGUUAUUUGUUUUCAUCUUUAAUUUUAAAUUAGUUCGAACUACUUAUCAAUUUCAUGUAUCUCUCUGUGAUAUAUUAAUGGGUUCGAAUUGAAUCAGUUGAAUCUGCAAUAGUCAAUUAAAUAGCGUCAUCCCUAUUAGUUUAUUCAAGAAAACGUACUGUAUUCUGUGAGAUUUACUGUACAAUUGUAUAAUUCUGUGCCGUGAUGAAUUUAUUGAGGAUUUAAGAUUGAUCAAUUUCUAUAUUUUUUUGAAAAUAAGUCGAUUUUAGUUUCAAAUUGUUCAAACUAUAAAAACUAGAAUUUUCAAGUUUCUUUCAGUUUAGAUGGGAUACACCCAUACACCGUACAGUGCAAAAGAAAGUGGAACGUAAGGUAGAAUGUGCCUAGUAUCUAUAUUCCCUUAAAAGUCAUGGAUUGCAUAGUUAUUUUUAGAGGAUUGGCUUGGUUGGAAAAUACUUACUUCCUUUCAUUAUUAAUUUAUUGUGAAGUUAUAUAUUUCAUUCAGAAUUAUUACUACGAUCAUUAUGAUUAUAUGUAAAUCAAGUCUUAUUAGUACAAUAAUCCGCUUAAGAAAAACAAAUUACGUUCUUGGCUACUUGAAAGGUUCUGUUUAAUGUUCAAAUCCUCAACUAAUAAAUAUGGUAGUAUACAAUUGAAAAAUAAUUAUGUCGUGCUUAUAAGAUAAGGAAUGAUUAAGUUCUUAUUUUAAUUGCAAUUUGAAAACCUUGGAAGAAAUCUUAUAAAUGAAAGUCAAUUACUAUUAAGAUUUCCAAUGUUAGAAACUACAUCUUAUUGUGUUAAAUUCAGACCAAUUUCAUUCAUAAUUUCAGUAUUUACGUUUAGAAUUAUGAAAUAAUUAAGGUAGUCAGAUUUGACCUUCAACAAGUUUCCCAUUUUGUUUUGUUCUAAAAACUAAACUUUUGGUCUACUUAUCUCUACUAAAUUUUCAAACUCUUGGAAACAGUAUUUAUUAUGUUUAAUGAGUCUAAAAAAACAGUUUUAUGUUGUAAAUAUAAUAUUUGUUUGGUUUUAAAUUAUUUUAUUAUCUAUUUCUUUUUCUCAUGAAUUUUUUUCUAUUCUUCUAUUCAAUAUGCUUUGAUUGUGAGAGAGCCAAAAUAAUAUCAUAGAAUCUUGCCAUUGUAAAGCUUGUUAUGUUCUAUUUUGCCAAAAUUUAUUUUAUUAUUUGUUUUUAUCCAGAAUCGUAUUCCAUUAACUACUUUUAUUGAUGGUUUAUUGGUUUGAUGUGGAUUUAACAUUUUCAUUGAUAAAAGUAGGUAAUUAUAAAUAUGUGUAAAAAGUUAUUUUAACUGCAAUAUAAUAAAUAAUAUGAUUGUUGAAUUAAA
This is a messenger RNA of Nilaparvata lugens (brown planthopper), 8319 nucleotides long. RefSeq names its product UPF0518 protein GI14169. Lineage: Eukaryota; Metazoa; Arthropoda; Insecta; Hemiptera; Delphacidae. The record is from RefSeq and is a predicted model, not a curated record. The transcript has 16 exons. Bases 307 to 3237 code for a protein of 976 amino acids.